Molecule: messenger RNA, 2649 nt
Organism: Planococcus citri (citrus mealybug)
Lineage: Eukaryota; Metazoa; Arthropoda; Insecta; Hemiptera; Pseudococcidae
Gene: Mad1
Product: Mitotic arrest-deficient 1
Exons: 12
Coding region: 197-2428 (743 amino acids)
Biological process (GO): mitotic spindle assembly checkpoint signaling; attachment of mitotic spindle microtubules to kinetochore
Cellular component (GO): nuclear envelope; kinetochore; mitotic spindle
Source: RefSeq, a predicted model, not a curated record
UUUGAAAAUUACCGAUUAUCAAUAUUCGAAAUUUCAAUUAUUUUCAAAUUCAAAUUGUCUAGAGUUUCUACUAUUUUGAAUUUACAAUGUUUUGUCGCGAAAAUUAGGUGCCAGUGCGAUGGUAAAUUUUUUAGUUUAAAAUAGUUCAAAGUAAUAUUCUUUGUGUUGUUUUGUUUCUACUAUUCGAACGAUAACGAUGGACGACGACGCAGACGAUCCCACUUGUAUCGUCAAUAUGCUGGAGGAAUUUCGAGCAAACGCGAAGAAUUACUAUCGAUCUUCUAUGUUGCCAGUUAAUGCAUUCAGAGAACCCGUUUGUUCAUCUUCCAAACCUAAAAGAUUGCUAUUCGAUGGUCGUAAGUCUGAAAUAUCUGAUAAGAAACCAAAGCUCGAGACACCUCCAUCUUCCAAAGGUCUUGGCGAUGAAGUCAUGUCUCCUUGGGAAAUUAGAAGGAUUAAGUCGGAAGUUAUGAAAUCCAGAGCACAAGUUAUUGAAGCCGAAGAGCGAAUCUCUAAAUUAGAGGCAUUAAACGUCGAAACUACGUUACGUUAUCAAGAAGAAAAAAGAACGCUGAAAAAGGAUCUUGACGAAGAACGAUCCAAGGUGAAAGAAUUGGAGUCGCGAUUAAAUUUCAUCAGAAAACGCGAAGCAGAAGCAGUUGAUCGUUAUAAUAACCUGAAAUUUGGUGAAAAUGAGAAAGAAAAUUCAGCCUGUAAAUUAUUAUCGCAACUUCAGAAAGAAAAUCAUCUGUUGAAAGAAAGAAUAUUCGAGUUUGAAGCUGAAACUGAAAAUAAGAAAAAAGAGGAAAAUAACGAAAUUAUGAAACUCUCGCAUGAAAUAAGUAUAAUGAAGAAAAGAAAUGAAAUGAACACCGAACUUAUCGAGGAACUUCGGAACGAAUUGAUUGAAAAAAAUAACGAUCUAAGGAAAUUGGAGAUGGAGCAAACGAAACUUUUGGCUGCUAUGAAACGCGUAAAGGAUUUAGAAUCAGAACGUGAAUUGUAUUUAGAGACUAGAGCAUACGUCGAAUCGCAAAAUAAAAGAUUGAUAUCACUUCCGCUGUUGGAAAAAGAAUUGUCUAAUUUGAAAGAAGAGAACGAGCGUCUAAAAUCUUCCAUUUCAAACGUGUUAUACCUAGAAACAGAAGUGGAGAAUUUGAGAACUCGUCAGAAAUUAAUGGAUAAUUUGAAUCAGGAAUUGAUCGAAUUGAAAGGCGAGAACCAAUACUUGAAGGGCGAAUUGGAAGACUGGGCAAGUUUAUCAAAACAUUAUUGCCUACAAGAUGACAAAACGGUGAAACCUCUGAUUUUAAUUCAACGACGUUUGGAAGAAUUAGUGAAAAAAGAAUUGUGGUACGUGUCCGAAUGUAAGGAUUCAGAACUCAGGACUUCUCACCUAAAAGAAAAAGUCGAUGAAUUGGAAAAGGAAGUCGGCAAGUAUAAAGAACAAACGAAUGUUUUAAAAACUUCGUGUGAAACUCACGCUGCAAACAUCAGAAGACUCAAGAAACAAUUAAAUUUAGUUACAUGGGAACGCAAUGAUUUAAGGAAUUUGCUGGAUUCUUGUCAGAAGGAUGUGACUAUCGCUUCGGAUUCUCAUACUCAGUUCGAUGCUUUGCAAAAAGUUAUUGAUGGAUAUGAAGAACGAUUAAAACAACUCGAAGCUGAUCCAUCAAUUGCUGUUGUUACUGAUACUAAACCAUCUGCUUUACUCAUUGAAAGAGACGACUUAUUGCAAAGAGAACGUCUACUUCGAGAAGAAAACAAAAAAUUACGUGAAAAAGUUGAACAUUUGAGCGAUCAAUUAGAGUAUCGUCAUUUGAAAGGUGAUUUUGAUCCAAGACAGACGAAGAUCAUUCAUCUAAAAGCUAACCCUACGUCAGAAGCAGCGCAGAACUAUGAAGAUCGACUUACGAAAGCCAGCGAAGAAAUUUACAGAUUGAAAGAACGUAUCAAAGUGUUAGAAGAGGGAAACAACGAAGACGUUACCCGGAUUGUAGAAGAACGAUGCCAAGGCACAUCUGUGAAAGAAAUCAGUGAUCUUAAAGACCGGCUGAAAUCAGCAGAAAUUCAAAAUCAAAGGUUAUGCGAAGUGUUUAGAAAACGAAGUCACGAUUUUAGAGACGCCAUGUAUAUGCUUUUCGGUUAUAAGGUUGAUGUUUUACCCAACAAUCAGUACAGACUAUGCAGUUUAUACGCGUUUGAUCCGCAGGACAUAUUACUCUUCCAGAUGUCGUCUUCUAAUAAUGGAACCAUGGAAUUACUCGAAACUGGAUACUCUCAAACGUUGAGUGACAUGAUAGAUUUACAUCUCAAACAGCAUAAAUCUAUUCCAUUAUUUCUAGCUUCUUUAACGGUAGAUUUGUUCAACAAACAAACCAUUACAUCUUUUUCAACAACCGUUGAAAUAACCACCUGUGAUAGUUGAGAUUUUUAGUUGUACCUUAUAGAUACUUGAACGAUUUCUUUUUUUUAGUUCUGUACAUUGUAGAAACUUAUUAUUUAAAUUGUGCAUUUUUAGUUAUUAUUUAUGUGUCACUUUCCUAAAUUUUUUAUUCGAAGGAGCAGUAUUUUUCAUCAUUUUAGAUUUUAGCUUUUAAAUUAUACUAAUGAAUAUCUAAAUAAAUACGCAAAUCACUGACGUUUGAA